Messenger RNA from Symbiodinium sp. CCMP2456, 3162 nucleotides. The record is from the annotation of a GenBank genome assembly. NCBI's taxonomy places the organism in Eukaryota, Dinophyceae, Suessiales, Symbiodiniaceae.
AUGAACUCGGCACGUGUGCCAGCAGGCUUCGUGCCGGAACUGCCGCCAGAGGGGGCGGCCGGUGGUGCUGGCGACAGGCAUUCCGAAAGCUCAGCCUCGAGGUCCAGGAGCCCCCGGCGUCGUGGUCUAGACAGCAGUCCCAAGGUGAACAGCUUCUCCCAGCGAGAGGCUCAGCGACGCACCAUCCUCCGACAAAGGACCAGCAGCACUGGAGAUGGGACUCCUCGAAAGAGCGCUCUUCGGCGCCGCCACUCCGAAGGUCCGCAGAUCACCGUGCCAGCAUCGAUUACAGAGAUUGGCCUCAACACCGUGGCCGUCAAGCUCGACGGGUUCCACCAGACAGCUAUGGAUGGCCUGUACAGAAGACGUGAAACUGUCGUGAUUGCCGACCAUCCCACUUUCUUCCAAACACCAGGUGAUAAGAUGUUCCUGUACAAAAACAUGGAGAAACGAUGGGCGAUUUCUCCAACAGCCCUUCGAGGCAAUGACUUGGUGGAAGCCGUCAAGCAAGGCGAGUCGCAGGGCGUCGCCUGCCAGAAGGCCACGGGCAGGCGAAUGGACUGCACGUGGAUUGAAUUCUUCCACAAACGCUGGGUAGACGUGAAUCUAAGCGUCCGCACUUUCAACUUUGAGGAGUAUGAGCAACAUGCACUGGGCCGCCAGAAGCGGCACGCGGCACCGCUGCCACAUCAGAAGGUCUCCUUCCCGAACCGUCCCGGGGUCGCCUCCCGACCGCGCGUGCAGCCACUGCCACCUAGGCCAACUGUUCAGCCUGAGCUGAGUCCAGAGCAGCUGCUUUGGCAGAUCCAACAGGAAGUCAGGCGCGAGGACCGUGACGAGAAGCGGCAGCGCUGGGAGCAGCAUGCUAGCCAGAAAUCGACCAGUCCGGCGAUGUCCACGGCAGGCCCCCAUGAGCAGGUACUUGGGGCCGUGGCCGAGGCUGCCCUCCCCAGUUCCUCGGUCCAGUCGGCGGCUGCUGCUGGCGCCAAGGCAUCCGCUCUGCUGGCUGCAGCGUCGGUGAUGCCACCACCCGUCGCGGCAGCACCUGCAGCUCGGCCAAUCUUCGGUGAUCAGGCAUCCCCACUUUUAGCCGCUGCCUCGACAAUGGCAACCCCACCAAAGUUGGUGCCGGAGGCGUCCACGCUGCUGUCUGCGCUGUCGCCAUCGUCGCCGCCGCUGGUGCCACCCCAGGACUCGGCGCGAUUGGCUGCAUCGCUAGCAUCCAAGCCCGAAGCAACCAGCACGACGGAGGCGCUUCCGACGCCGAUUCCCAGCGUGGCUUUACAGCCGCCGAUCGUGGCCGAGGCGCAGCCUCUCAAACCAACGCCAGAGGAAAAUCCCGCGUCAGCGUCUGCUCCAUCCUUGUCCAAGGAAGUGCCGAACGUUCCAAAGACGCCUCCAAAGGCAACGGUUGCAAAGCCAACUUUCCCAAAGCGAUGGAGCUAUCCAGGCGAUGACAACGUUGACUCUUUCUUGGAAAAACUCCGCGGAAAGGCGCCCAGGCAAGCAGCUGACAAAGAUCAGCAGUGGCAAGACAGGAGGAGCUCGAGGCAGGAUGACAAGCAAGAGUGGGAUUGGUCCAGUCAAAAAUGGUGGGAUGAGUGGAAUGACGAGUCGUGGAAGUGGGAUGAGCGGUGGAGUGCGAAGGGCACAGAUGACAAGCAGUGGUUCGAGCCGAAGGAUUCAUGGUGGGCCUGGGAAGGCCGCCCAUCCUGGAACGAGCAGAUGGGCUGGAAGUCAGAAGAGGACGACAGUUGGGGACAAUGGAGAAGCGCCGAGCAUGGAAGCGGAAAACGUGGAGGGGCAGAAGCGGAACAGGCCAGCAAGCCGCAAGCUGCACUCUCUUUGGAGGCCGAAGACAAGAAGCCCAAGGACAGCAAGGACGGAAAAGAAAAAGCGAAAGAGAAGAAGGACAAGAAGGAAGACAAGAAAGAAAAGAAGGAGCGCAGAGAGAAGCACAAGGACAAGAAGGACAAAGACAAGAAGGAGGAGCAAGAAGCACCAUCUGUUGGACGCAAAGCUCCCGAGCCUGAAGAGGUGACAGCAAAGAAGGACAUAAUGCCGCAGCCUGGCCAAGCCCUGGCUGACUUCGGCUUUCCCGCCACCGUGGACGGUUUCUUCCUCUUCAUGCGAGAACGAGAGCGCAUUCGACUGAGACGCGAGUCUUCGCAGCCAUAUCCCUGGACGGACGACAAGGUGCUGAGACAUCUUCGCGUCAGGAAUGUCAAGAAGGAACACGACCGCACCAGCAUGCUCAUUCGUCGGCUUCUGCUGCCCUUGGAUGACAAAUGGCGCUCGAGCACUUCGCGGCAGCAGAAGCGAUCAGUGGUCCGCGAGUACGUGCUCAGUCUCGGUUUAUGGAGGCGUUUUGGCUCUGUGAAUUUCAUCAAUCGUGCUGGCCUGGUGGCUGGAGAUGCGACACCGGAAGAGCUUUGCGCGAAGGCUGUAUCAGUGGCACUGGACCUUUGGAAGAAUGGAAUCCACAGCUGCAGUGAUGCUUACGGACCUGCUAGCCGUGCCCAUGCUGCAGAGCUCUAUGCGUGGCUGGGGGAAGAGGCAAGCAAGCAUCUCUCCGUGGCUUUAAAGCUUCAUCCCCGCCACAUGCAGCAGAUGACGAAGUCUUUGGUGACCGACGCGGGGCUUGUCAUCGUCAGCAGUGGCUUCUUGCAGGUGCUCAACGAAAACGGCAAAGCCUUUCGAAGUCUUUUUGAAAAGGCUGAUGAGCUGGCAGACACUGUUGUGGAGCAAGGGCCCGCGCGAUUCCAACAGCUGGUGCAGCUUCUUGGAUCCGCUGAUGGCCACGGGGUCGGUAAAGGUGUCUAUGCAGCAGAGAUCGUUCGCGACCUUCUGUCAACACCUAUCUUCAGUGGUGGUGGUUGUCUGGAUGUCGACCACUGGGUGCCUUUGGAUCGGCCGACUCGAUGCUGCCUUGACCGCUUGGCUCGGCGGCCUCGAAAGACAGAGGUGCCGGACGAAAAGCUCCUCGAGGAGCUGCGUACGAUCUAUGGCCGCCGGCAUCAGCUGUGGCCCGCAAGCAUCGAAGACAUGCCCAGCGUUGACUUGCAACUGGUGGACCUGCGCGCCCAGCUGGCCGAGUUCGAACGUUAUCAGAGGGCAAAGGGCGGCCGUCCCUCCCGGAUGCCUUUCAUGGCCCGCAGCUAG